Gossypium raimondii (Peruvian cotton) is the source of this 1308-nucleotide messenger RNA. RefSeq lists its product as uncharacterized. The transcript is spliced from 9 exons. Gene Ontology annotation, cellular component: cytoplasm. Bases 112 to 1092 code for a protein of 326 amino acids. Gene Ontology annotation, molecular function: tRNA dihydrouridine synthase activity; flavin adenine dinucleotide binding. NCBI's taxonomy places the organism in Eukaryota, Viridiplantae, Streptophyta, Magnoliopsida, Malvales, Malvaceae. The record is from RefSeq and is a predicted model, not a curated record. Gene Ontology annotation, biological process: tRNA dihydrouridine synthesis.
UUCUGUUUCCAGGCGCCGGAUUUCGCCGUUUAAAGUCGUUCCACACAAUUUUUGCGUGCGUUUUUGUUGCUCUUGUUGCUCGUCUCCGCCGUCAACUACGAAGCAGCAACAAUGGAGUACGAGAACAAGCUCGUUCUCGCUCCCAUGGUUCGAGUUGGAACGCUGCCAUUUAGAUUACUAGCGGCUGAUUACGGUGCAGAUAUUACAUACGCUGAGGAAAUUAUUGAUCACAAGAUUAUCAAAUGUGAGCGCAUAGUUAAUGAUUAUAUCAGAUCAACUGAUUUUGUUGAGAAGGGAACGGAUAAUGUUGUCUUUAGAACCUGUAAUGAAGAGAAGGCUCGGGUUGUAUUUCAAAUGGGCACUUCUGAUGCUGUGAGGGCUCUAAAGGCUGCUCAAUUAGUGUGCAAAGAUGUUGCUGCGGUAGAUAUCAAUAUGGGUUGUCCCAAGUCAUUUUCUGUGAGUGGCGGCAUGGGUGCUGCUUUGUUGACAAAGCCUGAUCUCAUACAUGAUAUUUUAACAACUUUAAGGAGGAACAUAGACACUCCAGUAACAUGCAAGAUCCGACUUUUAAAAUCAUCCCAGGAUACAGUAGAACUUGCAAGGAGAAUUGAGAAGACCGGUGUUUCUGCUCUUGCUGUCCAUGGAAGGCAAGUUGCAGAAAGGCCAAGGGAUCCUGCAAAGUGGAAUGAGAUUGCUGAUGUUGUAUCAGCAUUAACUAUUCCAGUUAUUGCAAAUGGUGAUGUUUUUGAAUAUGAUGACAUUCAGCGCAUUAAAGUUGCAACAGGUGCUUCAUCAGUUAUGGUUGCAAGAGGUGCUCUCUGGAAUGUUUCGAUUUUCUCUCCCAAUGUUAAAGCACAUUGGGAAGAUGUGAAAAAGGAGUAUGUUAGGAAGAGCAUAUUAUGGGAUAAUGAUGUUAAAAGCACAAAGCAUACGUUAAAGGAGAUGAUAAUGCAUUACUCCUGCCUCGAAUUCCCAGAGGGAAAAGCCAUCAUCAAGUCACAAAAUUUGGUAGAUCUAGCGAAAGUUUACGGGGAUGAAGAAUAUUACGAGUCGGUUAGGGCAAACAGAAUCGCACUCGAUAGGCAUGCAUGACAGCACCAAGAACCUCCAGUAGACUGAACUUGCAAAAAAAGAAAAAAGAAGAAGAGGUACCCACUAACCAACCUAAGAAAUUAAGGGUUCCUGCUGCUGUUGUAUCUUUACUGAAAUAUAUGUUACAUUAUAACUCAAUAGCAUGUAUUGGUCUUUGCAAUUGUCUUGAUAUUUUAAAUUAAAAUUAUGUCAAAGAGUGGUGAAUCUCUUAGUGUA